This is a messenger RNA of Cylas formicarius (sweet potato weevil), 633 nucleotides long. RefSeq lists its product as uncharacterized. The transcript has a single exon. Bases 166 to 621 code for a protein of 151 amino acids. The record is from RefSeq and is a predicted model, not a curated record. NCBI's taxonomy places the organism in Eukaryota, Metazoa, Arthropoda, Insecta, Coleoptera, Brentidae.
CUUAGGUGUCAGAUCUAUGGUAUAACUUUUUUUUUCGAGAAACUAACCAAUUUGUUUUAACAACUCAUUGAUUCAUAUAAAAUGAUAAAUAUUCACCUAAUAGAUUGUUAUAUCAAGAUCUUAGAUUUUUUCAAUUAAAUUUGGUGCAUAGCAAAUACAUCAAAAAUGUUUAAUAAAAAGAGUGCUCUCUACUGGGCAAAUAUUGGCCCAAGUUCUGAGAUUCCCGCUACUGCAGUUCGUGGAGGAUUUGACGAAGAUCAAAAUCCGAUAUAUGUUGGUUCCGUUAUCCAUAAUGGUUGUCGCAUUCCGGUCAAGGCCAUUCCUAAAAAAGGGGGUGCAUUUCUAUGUGUGGAGGGAAAAGAGAUUGUAAAAUCGGAGUACCAAAUUCUUUGUGAAAAACGUAUAGAAUGGGUACACGCAUCCAAAGGAGUUGUACCUCCAGGAGCAAUUGUAGGUGGAAAGACUAUUAAUGGUGAACCCUUGUACAUUGCUAGGGCGAGACAUGCAGGAUAUGUUGUUACAGUGGGAAAGUUGCAGGUCAGUAGUAAAGUUUGCCAUAUUGGAUAUGCAGGAAAAGAACAUGCUUGUGAAGAGUAUGAGGUUCUAGUGGCUAAGGAGUAAUGAAUAUUUAAA